This is a messenger RNA of Oppiella nova, 846 nucleotides long. NCBI's taxonomy places the organism in Eukaryota, Metazoa, Arthropoda, Arachnida, Sarcoptiformes, Oppiidae. The record is from the annotation of a GenBank genome assembly.
GCAAUGCAAUGCUUGGCGUAACGUUUGCGCAAAUUCUUGUAAAUUCAGUUCUGAUGGAUGUGUUGGAUAUUUGUCUGGUUUCGUGAGUCGAAUGAUUUGUUGUGUGUUUGAUAUACCUGUGAAACUGUGUUAACUAAACAACGAAUUGUGGAAAGGGGUCUAAUUCUCCAUAGUCUGCCUUGUUAUUAGUUGUGAGUAGAGCUCAUCUCAAACAUAAUUCAUCAAAAGGGAAGCCAUCGGAUGGCGGAGAGUCAGGUGGCGCGGCCGGUGAUAAAGGACCGCAACCUAACCCUCAACUUCAGGCCUCAUCCAGACGUAUGCAACAAACACAGGCACAGGUGGACGAAGUGACCGAAAUUAUGAGAGUCAACGUGGAGAAGGUGUUGGAAAGGGAUGCCAUGAUCUCACAGCUCGACGAGAGAGCAGAUGCUUUGAAAGAAGGGGCCGAGAUGUUCGAGAAACAGGCCGGUGCUCUCAAGUCCAAGUUCUGGUGGAAGAACAUGAAGAUGAUUGCAGUGAUGGUAGGCAUUGGACUGGUCUUAGUGUUGGUUAUAUUCGCGUGGAUGUCAAGCAAAUAACCAUUCGAUGACUACUCGCUAGAAAUGGUGUUUGUCUUGAAGUUUUCACUCUAAACUCAACUAAUUAUCAAUAUUUCUAUGUAUACAAUCUAUACAUAUAAAAGGAGGUUAUGAUCGUCACUAGAGUGAAGUUUAAGUUAAUAUUUAAAAGUUUAGCACAAUAUAUGAGACUGUAAUCAGUUUUAAAGAGAAUGUUCGCUAGAAUUAUAUGAAUUAAUAUCAAAAUAUGAUUUCUAAUUGAUUGCAUUAUACAUAUAAUAUAUAAGAC